AUGGCGACUCAAACGGAAGCCCUGGUCUUGACGCCAAUUCCAAAACUGGCACCCGAGUCUGGAAGCGACACUCAAUCGCCCGGCACCGAUGGAGUCUUUCAAUGUUCCGAAAGCGAACAUGUCCGACCAGCCUCGCGCCUCCGGAAGGCGGCCGUGACUUUCCAGCUCUCUGGUGUCAAUUUUGCUUCCAGUGCUGCUAACGGUCUCAUUGUUGUCGGUCUCCCUCGAAUGACACAAGACCUCAAUUUGCCCCAGUCGCUUGCAUUUUGGCCCGCUUCUGUUUUUGGGCUGGCGACAGCGUCUACACUGCUUCUUGCUGGUUCUGUUGCUGAUAUCUUGGGUCCACGAUCAGUUGACUUACUUGGAUGCAUCACUCACGGCGCCCUCAUGCUUGCAUGUGCAUUUAUCAAAAAGGGUGAGGAAUUGGUUGUCCUGAGAGCACUGCAAGGUGUUACCCUGGCUCUACACUUAUCCAGCUCUGUAUCCCUUGUCACCAAGAUCUUACCCCGCGGUCGGGGACGCAACUUUGCUUUUGCUUGUCUCGGGCUAAGUCAACCGCUCGGCUUCUCAUUUGGCAUCGUUAUCGGUGGUGUUCUGGUUGACACGAUUGGAUGGCGGUCGGCAUGGUAUCUCUAUGGAGGCAUCACUCUGCUACUCUCAGCUGUUGGCUUUUGGUCCUUACCUAAGUCCGCUCCACUCGGGACUCAGGACAUUGUGCAUAGUUUGAAGACAAAGGUUGACUGGGUCGGUGCGUUGCUUGCCUCAGCCUUCAUGGCCCUAAUUUCGUAUUUCCUCGCCAUCAUCAGUACGGACGUCCACCGCAUCAAAGAGCCUGCCACCAUCGUUAUUCUCUGUCUUGGGGUUUUGGCUUUACCUUUGUUUAUCGGUUGGAUGCAUCGCCAGCAUAAUUCAGACCAGUCAGUUCUUAUCCCUAACUCAUUUUGGGAAAACUCGGCAUUUGCUAGUAUCUGCGCCACUGUUGCCUUGUCCUUUGGCGUGGUGACCUCACUAGAACUCUUUGCUAGUCUCUUCUUCCAAGAAAUUCAGCAUCUGUCGGCCCUUCAAGCCGCGAUUCGUAUUCUCCCAAACAUGGCGGUUGGAGUGGCUCUCAACUUCUCCACUGGCCUCUUUGUGCAUAAGGUUCCAGCACUAUGGCUUGUCGUUAUAACCUCCCUCCUUUCUGCAGGCUCCCCCUUACUUAUGGCAACUAUCCAGCCAAGCUGGUCUUACUGGGCCAGCGCAUUCUUUGCCCAACUCUUGAUGCCAUUCUCUGUUGAUGUGCUCUUUACUGUAGGUCUAAUUAUUGUUACUGAUAUAUUCCCUGAGGAUAAGCAAUCUAUUGCUGGUGCUGUUUUUAAUACUGCAUCUCAGUUUGGAAGUUCCUUUGGCUUGGCUGUUAUGCAAGUGGUUUCUAUGCUAGUGGCUAAAGACUAUGACAGAAGGAAGUCUUCUGAGGUUCUUAUGGAGGGAUACCGGGCAAGUUUCUGGACUAUGUUUGCCUUUAUGAUAGUAUGUGUUAUUAUCGCGGGAGCCGGUCUACGAAAGACAGGCAAGGUCGGAUUGAAGCAGGAUUAA
Fusarium proliferatum ET1 is the source of this 1575-nucleotide messenger RNA. RefSeq lists its product as uncharacterized. Gene Ontology annotation, molecular function: transmembrane transporter activity. Bases 1 to 1575 code for a protein of 524 amino acids. The record is from RefSeq and is a predicted model, not a curated record. The transcript is spliced from 3 exons. NCBI's taxonomy places the organism in Eukaryota, Fungi, Ascomycota, Sordariomycetes, Hypocreales, Nectriaceae. Gene Ontology annotation, biological process: transmembrane transport. Gene Ontology annotation, cellular component: membrane.